AUGGAUAUAGCGAUUCCAGACAUUAAAAAAAAAUGGACCAAUUUAAGGGACCAAUUCCGUAAAGAAUAUAACAAACGCAAUGAACCAGGUAGAUCCGGUGCUGCGGCGGAUCACAAAUUAACUUCGUGGAUAUAUUACGAAUCGUUACUGUUCUUGUCGGCGAAACAAAUCACACCGAAAACUUUAACCGGAAAUGUGCCUGAACCUCCCAGCCAAGAAACUGAAGAUAUUGCGGAGUCCUCCUAUUUUUCUAAGUAUUCACCUGAAUCAGAGGCACAAACAGUACCGCAGCCUGGACUCUCACCUUUGUCGCAGCCCACACCCGCACCUUUAUUGCAGCCUGGACCUUCAUCUUUGUCGCAGCUAGGAGCUUCGAAUUCAAGCCAAGCAGUAUUCUCCACGUCACAACAACAUACUAGACCACAUACCAAACCUAUUCGUGUACCUAUAACGCAAGCUCAUCGUUUUACAUCCAAUAAACCUGGAAGACUUAUGAAAAAGAGAAAUAUUGAUGUGGACCAAGAGUAUUUAGAGAUCGAAAAAAGAAAACUUCAAUUAUAUGAGUCCAGGUCAGCAGAUAAAUCUGCAGAUGAUCCUGAUCGUAACUUUUUGUUGAGUUUUCUUCCAUACUUAAUUAAAAGAAGUGCCACGAAAUAG
Messenger RNA from Parnassius apollo (apollo), 657 nucleotides. Lineage: Eukaryota; Metazoa; Arthropoda; Insecta; Lepidoptera; Papilionidae. The record is from the annotation of a GenBank genome assembly.